Cooperia oncophora is the source of this 303-nucleotide messenger RNA. Lineage: Eukaryota; Metazoa; Nematoda; Chromadorea; Rhabditida; Trichostrongylidae. The record is from the annotation of a GenBank genome assembly.
AUGGGAUGUGCUUUAUUCGCUGUUCUGUACAUGAGGAUCCAGAUCGAGGAGCGAUCACUGCUGUUUGGUUGUCUGGGCUCUAUUCCUGGGAUGAUUCUCGGAUUCGCCUUCGUCGAUGAUGUGCUCGAUGGCGCACAGAAAAAGAUGCUGUUUGUUUCGAUAUGGUGUUCUUUCGCCAUAGCGCUUUACAUUUUGAAUACACAGAAGAAAAGAACAACUUACUCAACUAUUCCUGACUUCAAGCCCUGGAAAGCUCUGGUACUUGUGGCAACGGGAUUUAUUGGGGGUGAGUUAGAGGUAUGA